AUGCUCUGUAUUUUGGAAAGGGUCGCCGGGACCUAUACUGGUGUUGUGGGCCGUGGGUCGAUUUCAAAACGACUCGGGUCAAAUGGAGCGGAAAUCUUCAGGGGUAUUUCUAGAGUAGCCCCUAAUGUAGUUGAAUAUUGGUUGGAAGCCACAGAGAGAAUAAUGGACGUCCUCGACUGCACUUCUGAGCAAAAACUAAAAGGUGCAGUAUCUUUACUGCAAGACGAGGCCUAUCAGUGGUGGCUUACCAUGAGAGAAGGUACUCAGGUCGACCGGUUAAUGUGGGAUUUCUUUAAGGCGGCAUUCCAAGGAAAGUAUGUGGGCGCAAGUUAUGUGGACGCCCAAAGAAGGGAAUUUUUGAGCUUGACCCAGGGGAAUAAAACUGUGGCAGAAUAUGAGGCAGAGUUCCUGCGACUGAGUCGCUAUGCUCAUGGGAUAGUGGCGACUGAAUAUGAACACUGUGUACGAUUCGAGGAUGGCCUCCGAGAUGAGUUACGAGUCUUGAUAGCUCUGCGUAGGGAGCGAGAUUUUGCUGCCCUAGUAUAA
Messenger RNA from Gossypium raimondii (Peruvian cotton), 546 nucleotides. RefSeq lists its product as uncharacterized. The record is from RefSeq and is a predicted model, not a curated record. The transcript has a single exon. NCBI's taxonomy places the organism in Eukaryota, Viridiplantae, Streptophyta, Magnoliopsida, Malvales, Malvaceae. The coding region runs from base 1 to 546 and encodes 181 amino acids.